This is a messenger RNA of Cordyceps militaris CM01, 1176 nucleotides long. RefSeq lists its product as uncharacterized. NCBI's taxonomy places the organism in Eukaryota, Fungi, Ascomycota, Sordariomycetes, Hypocreales, Cordycipitaceae. The record is from RefSeq and is a predicted model, not a curated record. Bases 1 to 1176 code for a protein of 391 amino acids. The transcript is spliced from 2 exons.
AUGGCUGCUGAUGACGACCGGUUGCCGCAACUCGAGGUUGCGUUUUCUGUCCUCGCCGUCGACUCACAUUGGCUGGUCAGGCUGUCCUCGCUCGCUCCGCUCUCUGCAAAAGGGACUCAUCAGUUCUGGGGAGUCACUAAUGUGGCUCGCGAGGAGGCUUGCAUGUGCCACAUCUUGAGAUGUGCCCCCAAAAGGGUUGUCGACGGCUGCCUGCCCUGCCUCUCCGCUCAGAAGGACAAGGUUUACCUUGUUGUCUCGAUUGUGAGGGAUCCUACGUAUAUUGCUUCUUUGUCUGCAGCCCACCUUCGCAGGGGCGAAAACGCCCCCCUAAACAUCACCACUACAGCAUCACCAACUUACACCAGCUCCCUGGCUCAUAAUCCGCAUUAUCCCCUCAGACACUACCCCUCCCAUAUUCACAUACAAACCAUGCCCUCCUCACCCGCCGCCACGCGCUCCCAUCGGCAGUCCUGGCCGCCGACCCAGCUGCGCCUCGUCCGCUCCCACUCGGCCAAGAGCACGGAGCCGCGCCCGCUGCUCGACGACAUUGACGAGGACCCUCUCACCUACUUCCUCACCCCGCACCACGCCGACGACGACGACACCGACAUGCUCUCCUCCGAUGACGACGACGACGCUGCCGACUUUGACGCCGGCAUCGAGGUCGCCGGGCGGCCCCCGCAGGACUGGGUCCGCAGCGUCAGCCCCUCGACGCUCGACGGCCUGCGCCGCCUGCGCCGCGCCGGCGCCGCGUCUCCCGAGUUUGACUCGGACGGGCUGACGUCUGACGACGACGACUACGACGACGACGUGCGCUCCUCCCCCUCGCCGCCGCCGCCGCCGCCACCGCGCAGCCUGGCCGUGCCGCGCGGCUACCCGUUUGGCUUUUGCGCGCGGAGCCCCCCCGUCGCCCGCUCUGUCUCGGCACCGGCGUCCGCCGCCGCAUCGCUUCGCGGGUGCCGGACCCCAACGCGCCGCGAUGGCCCGCCCCGCGUGAGCAGACCCGGCCACCUCUGGCGCGAGCCGAGCGCCGACGUCUGGUCCAUUAAGGAGGAGACGGAGGAGCAGCUGCUGACCAUGAGCGAGACGCGCGGUCGCUUCGGAGCGAGACGGGGGACGGGAGACGAGGCCGCGCCGGUCAAGAGAGUGCGCUUCGUGCUUCCCGACGAGCAGUGA